Molecule: messenger RNA, 4745 nt
Organism: Apodemus sylvaticus (European woodmouse)
Lineage: Eukaryota; Metazoa; Chordata; Mammalia; Rodentia; Muridae
Gene: Large1
Product: LARGE xylosyl- and glucuronyltransferase 1
Exons: 17
Coding region: 1258-3528 (756 amino acids)
Biological process (GO): protein O-linked glycosylation via mannose
Molecular function (GO): glucuronosyltransferase activity; xylosyltransferase activity
Source: RefSeq, a predicted model, not a curated record
CACACAGUCACUGCAGCUGCUGAGCGAGCCCGACGCUCUAGGCACGCGGCGGCGGCCGGACUAACCCGGAGCUCGAACCCCAGCGGCCGCCAGCGCGCUCCCACGCCUUUCCCCGCACUGAGAUUCCCGCCCGGCCGCGCGCGGGAAGAGGGGAUCGCGCGCCCGUCUGUUCGCGACUCCAGGCUGUCCACAGCGUCUGCAGCGAACGAGCGGUUCCAAACCUGAGCGCUCCGGGAAGCCGGUGCAUCUCCAAGGCGGCGGCGGGGGCCGCCCGCACGGCCUCCCCGCACCCAUCGUGCUGCGUCCGGCACGCUGCGCCCCGGCGGCAGUGACCUUCCAAGGAGCGAUUAUCCCGGCCCCGCGCCCCCGGUCCGGCGCCCCAGGCCGGGGCGAGGCCCUCUUCAGCGCCCGCUUCUCGCGGAGCCGCGGGCGGGUGGCGCAGGCCCGGGGGUGGGGGGUGGGUCACCGCAAGCAGCUACUGCCGCUCCCAUUGCUCGCUCGCAGCGUUUGUCUCCCAGCCCGGCUGAGCUGUCUUCUGCCUCCUGCCUUGCCGCUUCUUCGGAGCCGGGGGCGCGGCUGCACUUGCCUGGCCGGGCCGGUUGCGGGCAGGCCCUGCCCUGAAGGGGCUAAGCGGUCCGGGCGCGGAAGGUGAAGCCAGAGGAGCUACCGCUCAGCGUUUCUUCCUAGCGCUGGUUUCCGGGACUCAACCCAGGGCAACCCCAGGCCCUUGCCCAUGCGAGGCGCCGGGGGCUUGGUAGAGUCCUUCUGGUGUGGAGCAGCUCUCAGCAGCCGCCUCGGAGGAGGAGAAAGAGGGGAGAGUGCUCAGUCCUGGCAAGGCGGACCUUUCCUGUUGGCAUUUGGAGCCCAAGGCUGUCCCGAAGUCUGUGCUUGGCACCCUUGGUCGGGUUAGAACAGCGCCAGCUGGGAUCUCCACCCGGACCCACUGCACUUAGUAGGCGUCAGUGGCACCACGCGGUUCAGCUCUUUCGGAGUGUACCUCUUCCUGGUUGUAGUCAAGGCCAAGGAGCAGCUCAGCUAUCAGUCUUGAGAAUCUGACUAGGCUUGGCCACUGUUCUGGAUUCCUGGCUUGAAGGAAAUUGUCCAUUUCAUCCAGAUUUUCCAGUUGUGUUGACGGACCCUUCCACAACCAUCAGGACACAAGAAGCAAGGAACAGAAAGGAUUAUGAGGGAUGCUGAGGACUUCCUGCUCUGCACAGAGACACCAGGUUGGAAUUAGAGAUUGGCACUUCUGAGAGGAUGCUGGGAAUCUGCAGAGGGAGAAGGAAGUUCCUGGCUGCCUCUUUGACUCUACUCUGCAUACCAGCCAUCACCUGGAUUUACUUGUUUGCUGGGAGCUUUGAAGAUGGGAAACCUGUGUCUCUGUCUCCCCUGGAGUCCCAAGCCCACAGUCCCCGGUACACUGCCUCUAGCCAAAGGGAGCGGGAGAGCCUGGAGGUGCGUGUGCGAGAAGUUGAGGAGGAAAACCGUGCUCUGCGCAGGCAGCUCAGCCUGGCCCAGGGUCAGAGCCCUGCUCACCGCCGUGGGAACCAUUCCAAGACCUACUCCAUGGAAGAGGGAACAGGGGACAGUGAGAACCUACGGGCUGGCAUUGUGGCAGGCAACAGCUCUGAGUGCGGGCAGCAGCCGGCUGUGGAAAAGUGUGAGACCAUCCAUGUGGCCAUCGUCUGUGCUGGAUACAAUGCCAGCAGGGAUGUUGUCACCCUGGUGAAGUCCGUCCUUUUUCAUAGGCGGAACCCUCUGCAUUUCCACCUCAUUGCUGAUUCUAUUGCUGAGCAGAUCCUGGCUACACUCUUUCAGACCUGGAUGGUCCCUGCAGUGAGAGUGGACUUCUAUAAUGCUGAUGAGCUCAAGUCUGAAGUAUCCUGGAUUCCCAACAAACAUUACUCUGGGAUUUAUGGCCUGAUGAAGCUGGUUCUGACCAAGACUCUACCUGCCAACCUGGAGAGAGUCAUUGUCCUAGACACUGACAUUACCUUUGCCACAGACAUUGCAGAGUUGUGGGCAGUGUUCCAUAAGUUCAAAGGGCAACAGGUCCUGGGCUUGGUAGAGAACCAGAGUGACUGGUAUCUUGGAAAUCUCUGGAAAAACCACCGUCCAUGGCCAGCCCUUGGUAGGGGCUAUAACACAGGAGUCAUACUACUGCUUCUGGACAAGCUUCGGAAGAUGAAAUGGGAGCAGAUGUGGAGGCUGACAGCAGAGAGGGAACUCAUGGGCAUGCUGUCUACCUCCUUGGCUGACCAGGAUAUUUUCAAUGCUGUUAUCAAACAAAAUCCCUUUCUGGUAUAUCAGCUUCCCUGCUUCUGGAAUGUGCAGCUGUCAGACCACACCCGAUCUGAGCAGUGCUACAGAGAUGUAUCUGAUUUAAAGGUCAUCCACUGGAACUCCCCCAAGAAGCUGCGUGUGAAGAACAAGCAUGUGGAAUUCUUCCGCAACCUCUACCUGACCUUCUUGGAGUAUGAUGGCAACCUCCUGCGGCGGGAGUUGUUUGGUUGCCCCAGUGAGACUGAUGUCAACAGUGAAAAUCUUCAGAAGCAGCUGUCUGAGCUGGAUGAGGAUGACUUGUGUUAUGAGUUCCGGCGAGAGCGUUUCACUGUCCACAGAACCCAUCUGUACUUCCUGCACUACGAGUUUGAGCCUUCUGCUGACAACACAGAUGUUACCCUUGUUGCUCAGCUCUCCAUGGACAGACUACAGAUGCUGGAGGCCAUCUGUAAACACUGGGAGGGACCCAUCAGUCUGGCCCUCUACCUGUCGGACGCAGAAGCCCAGCAGUUCCUCCGCUAUGCCCAGGGAUCUGAGGUGCUCAUGAGCCGGCAGAAUGUUGGCUACCACAUCGUGUACAAGGAGGGUCAGUUCUAUCCUGUCAAUCUCCUGCGCAACGUGGCUAUGAAGCACAUCAGUACACCCUACAUGUUCUUAUCUGACAUUGACUUCCUGCCUAUGUAUGGGCUCUAUGAGUACCUCAGGAAAUCUGUCAUCCAACUUGACCUUGCCAAUACCAAGAAAGCAAUGAUUGUCCCGGCAUUUGAGACGCUGCGCUACCGACUCUCUUUCCCCAAGUCAAAAGCAGAGCUGCUGUCAAUGUUGGACAUGGGGACCCUAUUCACAUUCAGGUAUCACGUAUGGACUAAAGGCCACGCACCCACAAACUUUGCCAAGUGGCGGACUGCUACCACACCUUACCAGGUUGAGUGGGAGGCUGAUUUUGAGCCAUAUGUUGUUGUGAGACGAGACUGCCCUGAAUACGAUCGGAGAUUUGUGGGCUUUGGCUGGAACAAAGUGGCUCACAUCAUGGAACUGGAUGCACAGGAGUACGAGUUCACCGUGUUGCCCAAUGCCUACAUGAUCCACAUGCCCCAUGCCCCUAGUUUCGACAUUACUAAGUUCCGUUCCAACAAGCAAUACCGCAUCUGUCUCAAAACCCUGAAGGAAGAGUUUCAACAGGACAUGUCCCGACGAUAUGGCUUUGCUGCCUUGAAAUAUCUCACGGCUGAGAACAAUAGCUAGCACUACAAAGGCCACCACUAGGGAGAGACAUGCCACCCAGGAAGAGCCACUUCCUGCCUAGGGCCCAGCCUUGGAAGACAAAAUCCAACACUGCUUUUCUUUGGUUUGCUUCCCUUUGUCUCUUUGGCCCCACAAAGCUGCUCUCUUAUGAAGUCUUGGACAGAGACCCAGACCACCAUGGGUGCUUCCAGGAUGGGACAUAGAAGAGUGGAAGCAAUUGAAGAGUUUAACAACUUACCACAAAGCCACAGACCAAGUCAGGGUUUCUGGAAUUUCUCAUUGCUUUUUAACAAUUAUGUGUUAAACCUUAGCUGUUGAAGAAGUAAGAGCAAUAAAGUUCCCUACAAUGGAAAUUUACCAUGCCACCUAGCUGGGUACCCAUCUGGAUAUCAACCCAAGGACCCAAACAAACAUCCGGAGGCUCUCAUAGAGACAUUAUACACGCAGAGACCUGGAGGAGAGAUCAAUUGGUUCUUGAUUCUCAAAGUCACUCUUGUUUUGUUUUGAGUUGUUUGAAUUUGGGGGAUUUUGUUCAUUUUGAUCUAGGAAUCUUAAGUUUUUAAAAAAUUGAAUCCUUAAAGUUCUAAAAGAAAAAUCAACUCCCUCAAUUAGCACCUCUCAACAGCAGUGGCCCUCAUCCUCAGAGAAUGUUCAUGUGUGAAGAGAUUCCUUCAUGAUUAACACUGAGACCACCUGAUUCCAAGUUUCCACUCUCUAGACCCAGGGAUAUGACAGACUACAGAAAUAUGAGGUCAAACACUAUAUGCAAGUUACAUUUUCUAUGGACCAUCACCAAGUCACAAGGAAAGGGCUUCAUGGAACUACUCCAGCACUCACAGAAGGUAUGAUUCCCUUCUUGGGCCUUUAGAAGAACUUGAACAGUUCACAGAAGUCCAAUUUGAACACUUUUAUGACUACAUUGAAGCCACUGGAAGAAAUAGGUCAGGUAUCUCUGUGUUCUUCCCUGCCUCACUGUUGAAAGUGAGGGAGCUGAUGAAAUUAGUUUCCCCUCAGGACCUGUCCAAAUGUUGGCAUGCACCUCUUCAUUGUGCAUAUGGAAGAAACACUGGACCCGUUUUCUUUACUCUUCACUAUUAAUGUUGUGUUUACAUUGAUGAGAACAAGAGUUAAUGGCAUACCCUAAACUGCGCGCUGUUUGUAUUGAGUUGCCAUGUGACCAGCGAAAGCUACAUUCAAUAAAUGAAGUAUAGACUGUU